Triplophysa dalaica is the source of this 3477-nucleotide messenger RNA. It is a transcript of the gene nol8, whose product is annotated as nucleolar protein 8. Gene Ontology annotation, molecular function: RNA binding. Lineage: Eukaryota; Metazoa; Chordata; Actinopteri; Cypriniformes; Nemacheilidae. Bases 61 to 3339 code for a protein of 1092 amino acids. The record is from RefSeq and is a predicted model, not a curated record. The transcript is spliced from 17 exons.
GUUGGACCGUGAUGUACAUGUGAGUCUUUGGCAUGAUUAGCAGUUGUGUGACUUCUGACCAUGAAGCGGUUGUUUAUCGGUGGUCUUGGCCACACAGUGUCUGAGAAAGACCUUAAAGACAGAUUUGGAAAAUUUGGGGAUGUAUCAGAUGUGGAAAUCAUUACGAGAAAGGAUGAUCUUGGCAAUCCUUUAAAGACAUUUGGCUACAUUAACAUAAACAUCACAGAUGCUGAAUACAAACGAUGUAUGGGCGUCUUAAAUAAAUCAACAUGGAAAGGUGGAAGUUUGCUGAUCGAGUCAGCAAAAGAGAGCUUUCUACAUCGGCUUGCUGAGGAACGACAACAAAUUGUUGAGCAGGCAAAAACCCCAAAGAUCAGCCCUCUGGAGAAGGUGGGGGAGUCUCUCAAAGCUGCCGGCGUCGAGAACUUUCAUUUAAAGGCUGCAGUUCCAGGAACUGAAAUUCCCGGACAUAAGGAUUGGGUUGUGAGUAAAUUUGGGAGGGUCCUUCCUGUUCUCAACCUCAAAUGUAACGGAAAGAAGAAAGUCUUCAAGUACGAUCCAUCCAAACACUGCCAUAACAUCAAGAGACUUGAGAUGACAGACGACGUUACACCGGUGUCCCAGCUAACAUGGGAGGUUCCAGGUGGAGAUGAUGAAAUCAGUAAGAAAAGAAAAGGAGAGUUUCCGAGGCAGAAAACAUGCCCCAAAAGAUCAAAAGCAGAUAUGGAUUCAUUGAUCAGCCUUUUCACCCAAAACAAUGGAAUUACUGCAUCACCUUUUGAGAACCAACAAAACCGACUAGGUGCUAAAGGAAACCAAAGACCUGCUGAUAAAAAAUCAGUUUAUGUGUUUGACAGUGAUUCUGAAGGCGAAAUCAGGAUGUUGAUUGCUCAAGAACAUUUGAGAAAGACGAAACAGACCUUCACUGAGGACGAUGACGACAACAUUGAGGUGGUCGGGGAUGACUUUGCUGUUAAGUCCAAUGUCAUGAUUGGCAAUGCUGAACACGAUGCUGUGAAAUCCCUGCUCGAUUCCAAAGAUGAUGAGGAGUAUGAUUCAGCAGACACAGAUGAGAUACUCGCUCAGAGAAAGCCUCUCUGUGCAGACACAUCCAAGGACGUAGAAGCUGCAAAACCCAGUCAAGACUCCCAAAUAAAAUCCAGGAAGAAGCAAGAAAAAGUUGAAUUGAAACCUGUUAGCUCUUCAUCAGACAGUGGUAGCGAUGAGGUAUCCGAUGAUGGUGAUGAUGAUAGCAGCGUUGAUUCUGAGUAUGAAGCUAUGAUGGAUAACUGCUACCGAUUAGAUCUUUCCCUUGCAGACUUGGAAAACCUAGCAAAAAAGGCAGAGGUGGCGCCAGACGGUGAGAACGAAAAAGAACCCAACGAGAACCCCAAGACCCCAAUUGCAUCUAGCAAGAAAAAAGGCAAUAACCCAGAAGAUAUUCUGGCAUCCAUCCUCGGGGACGAAACUCCUGAGAAAGAAAACAAGAAGAAUUUGGUGAAACUAGUACCUCUCCCUGCUUUCAUCGGAACGAAAGAUCUCUUCGGAGAUCCUGCAACCGGUCCGUCAGAACCCAGUUUGAAAAGACCGGCCCAGAGUUUAGACAAUAACUCAGAAGUAGGUCCCAAGAGACCAAAACAAGACAAAACAAGUGUCUCGAUGAACAAACGUCAACCAUCCACAAGUGCGAAUUUGCACAAAGUCUCCAACUCUAGUUCUUCAUCAGAAGAUGAUUCUUCUAGCGAGGAAUCAGAUCUCACUGAAAACGAAGACAAUCAAGAUGUAGUCAAAAGUCUAAAAACCACCCAUUCGUCGCCACAAGACGUUGAGAAAAAGAUUGUCAGUGCUAAUAGGUCAAACAGCCUAAACAAAAAGAUGCCCAAGAAAACAAACAGCUCCGGAUCCUCCAGCAGUGACUCUUCCAGUGAAGAAUCAGAAACCGAGGACCAGAUCUCCACAACUCAUCUGACGAGUUCCAGUUCUUCCCCCUCAAAGAAAGUUGACACACGUCCCACAGUUUUUCACCCAACCGUUCCUGAUGCUCAGAAACAAAAACAGGACAACCAGAAACGUCUCGCGGCUCUGGAGCAGAGACUUAAAGAGACGGAACAGCAGAAGAAAUUGAUUCAAGGAGCUCUGUCAAAUGUGGAUGCCGUGAACACAAACCGGACCAAACACAUCGUGUUCGAUUCCGAUGAUGACGAAAGGUCAAACAAGCUACAAGACAAACAACCAGCAAGCCAGAAAAACAAACUCUUCGAGGAGGAUUCGGAAUCUGAACUUGAUGAUUCGCAAGAAAAGUCAAAACAAAAUUCUGGCGGCACCCAACUGUUCGAGAGCGAUGAUGAUGAUGAUGGCGGGACAGAUCGUUUUAAGAUCAAGCCCCAGUUUGAGGGCAAAGCUGGACGGAAGCUCAUGGCACUGCAGUCGAGAUUUGGGGCAGAUUCGAGGUUCCAGAUGGGUUCUAGAUUUCUGGAAAUUGAUGACGAUAAGGAAGUUGAAGAUGAAACGGCUCCAGCAAAGAACACAGAGGAAGAACUUCUUGAGGAGAAAAAGAAAAAUCUCGAUAUUCUCCAGAGCAUAUUCAAAACCACCAGAGUAGAACCUGCGAAGGCCAAGAUGUUUAAAGAUGUUUCGGCCCUGCAUUACGACCCGACACGAAAGGAUCAUGAAGCGUUUGAGUGCAAGGCUAAGCAACCAAACGUGACAGACAGCAAAGCAGCGAGGCGAAAGAAACGUGAGGAAGCCGAAAAAGUCCCGGAAGUAUCGAAAGAGAUUUACUUCGACGUGUCGGCGGAUCUGAAGAACGUGUUCGGGACACCGAAAGAUAAAGACAAUCAAGACGCCACAGAAACAAGAAACGAGAUUUUGUGGGAUGAAGAGGAGGAAGAUCAAGAAAAUGAAAAGACUAACGCACAAACCCAUGAAGACGCUUCUACCGGAUUUCAGUUCUCCUUCUUUGGGAGUGACGCUGUUACCGAAACAACCAGCAAAACAGACGAAUAUAAAUUCGAGACGUUGAAAGGGGCAAAGUUCUCCUGGCAAGCGGAUCCACGUUUCCAGGACAGCAGCUCAGAUGAGGAGGGCGUGGACCAGGUCGAGCCGGACCAAUCAGCUUUCAGCAAAACCAUAGGAGAACCAACUCCAGCGAAGAAAACGUUUUUCUUUUUCUUCCGAGAUGAUGAACGUUUAAAAGAGGGUCCUGGCAUGUUCUAUAGAAGUGUUGCAUUAGGAGAGCAGAAGGAAGCCUGGGAAGAAACAAGGUCCUCGCUCCAAGAGGAGUAUCGUAAGAAACACAGAGAUGCCAAAAGACGCCAGAGGCCGACGGUGAAAACCUGAAAUGAAUGUAUUUUGAACAAGUAAUUUUCUUAUAACGACAGAUGUCACAUUUUUGCAGAAAUGCGUGCAUUUACUCACUUUCUGUAGCUGUAAUUUAUCUGAAUCUUCAGAAGUAAUAAAUGUUCAUUUCUAACACUA